Rotaria sp. Silwood1 is the source of this 381-nucleotide messenger RNA. The record is from the annotation of a GenBank genome assembly. Lineage: Eukaryota; Metazoa; Rotifera; Eurotatoria; Philodinida; Philodinidae.
AUGCGAUUACUUUGGUUUUAUACAUUUGCUUUAGUAUUGAUCUUUGCAUUUGCUUUUCAGCAUGUACAUGGUAAUGAACAUAAAAAACAUGGUGCUGGAGCAAAAGGCAUAAGUCCUCAAAGUGGUAAUCAAGCUAACCGUUUACCACAAAAUCCUCCAGGUGGUGGUCAUGCUAGCGGAUCUCAUGGUAAAGACCAAUCACUAUCACCUAAUCGUGGUAGUUCAAGGGGUAGCAGUUCUUCAUCAGGCCACCAUAGCGAUAAAUCAGGUCACAAGAAAAAAAAACAUCAAGGAAAAGGUGGCAAACAUCACGGAAAAGGUGGCAAACAACAUAAACAAAAAAAAGGCGACGGUAAACACAAGAAACAUUCUAGUGGCUAG